Molecule: messenger RNA, 667 nt
Organism: Elephantulus edwardii (Cape elephant shrew)
Lineage: Eukaryota; Metazoa; Chordata; Mammalia; Macroscelidea; Macroscelididae
Gene: TMED3
Product: transmembrane emp24 protein transport domain containing 3
Exons: 3
Coding region: 2-661 (219 amino acids)
Biological process (GO): Golgi organization; intracellular protein transport; endoplasmic reticulum to Golgi vesicle-mediated transport
Cellular component (GO): endoplasmic reticulum; COPI vesicle coat; Golgi apparatus
Source: RefSeq, a predicted model, not a curated record
CAUGAUGGGCCGCGGAACUUCGAGCUCCGCCCCCCAGGUGCUCCUGCUGCUCCUGUUGCUGCUCUGGGCUGAGCGGCCGCGAGCAACCGAGCUCACCUUCGAGCUGCCGGACAGCGCCAAGCAGUGCUUCCACGAGGAGGUGGACGAGGGCGUCAAGUUCUCCUUGGACUAUCAGGUCAUCACCGGAGGCCACUACGAUGUUGACUGCUACGUGGAAGACCCUUUGGGGAACACCAUCUACAGGGAAACCAAGAAGCAGUAUGACAGCUUCACACACCAGGCAGAGGUCAAGGGCGUCUAUCAGUUCUGCUUCAGCAAUGAGUUCUCCACCUUCUCUCAUAAGACCGUCUAUUUUGAUUUCCAAGUGGGCGAUGAGCCCCCUAUCCUCCCAGACAUGGGGAACAGGGUCACAGCUCUUACCCAGAUGGAAUCCGCCUGUGUGACCAUCCACGAGGCUCUGAAGACAGUGAUUGACUCACAGACACAUUAUCGACUCCGGGAGGCCCAGGACCGGGCUCGGGCUGAAGACCUGAAUAGCCGAGUUUCCUACUGGUCUGUGGGCGAGACAAUUGCCCUGUUCGUGGUCAGCUUCAGCCAGGUGCUACUGCUGAAAAGCUUCUUCACAGAAAAGCGACCCAUAAACCGGAGUGUCCACUCUUAGCUCAGG